Messenger RNA from Papaver somniferum (opium poppy), 765 nucleotides. RefSeq lists its product as uncharacterized. NCBI's taxonomy places the organism in Eukaryota, Viridiplantae, Streptophyta, Magnoliopsida, Ranunculales, Papaveraceae. Bases 1 to 765 code for a protein of 254 amino acids. The record is from RefSeq and is a predicted model, not a curated record. The transcript has a single exon.
AUGGUUUUUGGUGUUGAUGCUAGGGCUAAUAAUUUUUUGUGGACUAAAUUUUGGAAAGCUUGGUUACCCUCUAAGAUUCUGCACUUCCUAUGGAAAUGUGUGUAUGAUUGUGUACCGGUUAAAGGAAGAUUAUCUAGAUACAUUGUUGAUAUUAAUCAUAAUUGUCCUUUUUGCAAUAAAGAAACUGAAGAUGUGGAACAUCUACUGACUGAUUUUGACAUUUCUAAAGCUAUUUCGCAAGCUAUGGACAUUAAUAGUGCAUGUUUGUGCUCAGGUAUGAGACUUAGUGACUGGAUUGCAAGUUGGUUUGCAGCUAAUGGUAACUCUGCAGAAGCUAACAGAACUAUGGUGGAGAUGGCAGCUUUUACAUUAUGGAAAAUCUGGAAAUUAUGUUGUGUUGUUGUGUUUGAUAAUGCUCAGGUGAAUAUGUUGAUUGUAGUUAGUCUGUCAAAGCAAUAUAGACAGUAUUGGGUCACUAACAAUAAUAAUCAAUUUAUUAGAGAUCAUCAUAGAACGAGAGUUAGGGUGCAUGUCCCUUGGAAAAGGCCUCCUGAAUCUUUUACAAAAGUUAUCUUUGAUGCAUCUUUUUCUAAAUAUAUUAAGCUUAUGGGUACGGGUCUAAUUGUGGUUGAUGAUGCAGGAGAGUGGAGAGCAGCAGGCUGCACACCGGCAGUAGCUCAAGAUGCUGAAAAAGCUGAGGCACGGGCUGCAUUGGAUGGAAUCAAAUGGGCAGUUGCAAAUCAGGUUGUGAACCUUCAGAUUUAA